Molecule: messenger RNA, 2337 nt
Organism: Alternaria arborescens
Lineage: Eukaryota; Fungi; Ascomycota; Dothideomycetes; Pleosporales; Pleosporaceae
Exons: 3
Coding region: 1-2337 (778 amino acids)
Source: RefSeq, a predicted model, not a curated record
AUGCCACCGAUACAGACCAAUGUCGAGCCAUCAGAGGAACUGUGGUUCGCCUUUCGACAAAAACACAAUGCCGAACUAUAUGAUUUCCAGCAAAAAUCUAAGCAAGCGUACGAGACAGUCCUACAGAAUAUAAACAAGGCAAAAUCGGAGCUUCUUGCCAAACACAAGAAGGAAGAAGAAGAAUUUUGGACUGAGGCGCGGGCGGCAAGUAAAGACAAGAGCAAGAGUGCGAACAAGUCUGCAGCGUCUAAGACGAGGACUCAAGGUCGAAACAAUCGUCAGCAAGCUGCACCACCAACUCGAAAGGCUGCUCCUGAACCCAAACGGACGCAAGCGGUGACCUCGAAAGCGCCUCAGACUUCUACACCUACGCCAGCAUAUAACACAAAGACCCAAGCACGUCAAAGCAAGAAGAGAAGUGUUGCAGUCACAAUUAUUGAUCUUUGUUCCGACGACGAUGAACCGGUAAAGGAACAGAAGAAGCUGGAUCCGCCACCAAUUGCGAAAGACCCGAUAUUGGAAUCCCAAAAGAGCGAUAUUAUCGAGACAGCUGUAAGGCGAGAGCAUGCUAUUCCGUCUGCGAGUCUCGAGUUGUUUGACAAAAGCGCAAAACAGGGCACGCCAGAGCCAUCGCUAUUCAAGCGCGAACAAGAUCUCUUCACUGCUCAGCCCCCAACUCUAGUAAAUCCUUCGCCCAUUGCUUCACAUGAUGCUUCGAUCGCUGCUCCUUCGAUACAGCACAGCUCAAUACCUAAAGGGGGUGGCUUUGGUCGUUGGGUUUCAGCGAGUGGGUUACACAUGCCAGCUACUCAGACGCAAAAGUCUCUUCAAGGCAGUGCUUGGACAUUUGGAGCUCCAGUCUCGAGAACUUUGGAUAACACUUCUGCAUGUACAUUUUCAGCUGUUUCUACAUGGGCUACUCCCACGAUUUCUGCUUCAGAGGUUGUACAAUUGUCGAGCGGCUUGGCUCCAUCAAGACCUCCUCUACAUCACCAGUCUGGCAGUUUGCGACCGCAGCAAAGCGUGGACUACAGACAAGGCCAGACACUGGAGCCAAGUGCUGAAGACACGUUGAUGCAUGAACCUCCCCGAACUCCACCAAGGCCACAACAGUACAUCCCCAAUAUGCCUCCACCACCUAGACGGUCCUCUCACACUCCCGACGCACUAACUCAAAGUUCCAUGGCUCCUAAGAACACAAGCUUCAGAAGACCUGACUUUCCAGCCAGCGUCACGAAGGACAGCAUGCGGGCUGCUAGAAAUGUGCGUGCUGGCUCACAAGCUUCAGCUUCAACGUAUCGUGCCUCCAGCAUAACACAGAGUCAAUGUGAUUUGUCAGCUACACCUCGAACUUCUGUCUCAUCUUUGUGCUUGGGUAGACGAAAGCGAAAGGCAAUCGACGUAAGUAGCGAUGAGAGUGACGAUACUCCGCCAUCUGAAGACGAUGAGCCUAGGUCUUCCGUUAUUAUAGAAGAGUUGUGCAAGAGCGUGAAGGGUAAUGUGGAGAAAUUUGGGCCAGUGACAAAGAAGACCAAGUUUCCUCCACCGCCGCCGCCGGCCAUAGCCUCAAAAGGCGUGUUCAGCAAAGGCAAGAACGGGUACGGCUUCCAGCCCACGUCAAGACCGAAAUCUGAGGUCGACUAUCAAGCAGCACUCUCGUUGCCAAAUCAACCACAGCACGCAUCUAUCAUGAAGUCUCAGUUGUCUCCACCAACCACAACGACACCUGCGUUAAAGAAGCCGACGAAGCCUAUAGCCACUACACGAGCAGUGCCAGUCUCACGGUCCCCUCGCAAAGCCAAACUUGACGCCUCAGCGAAGAUAUCCCAACUCAGCGAAACCGAAUUGAGAAUUCGUAACGACAUCGCUGUUGACGAAGCAAAUGGAUACGAAGCGCCUGAAACUGGUGUAGUUGAGCAAGUCAGAGGCAGCAUGAGGAGCAUGUCCAUCACACCCGCUCCUAACAAUACAGAAGAUCAAGGCAUCACUGCAGAGAAUGUGGGGAUGCUGGCCGACCUUUCAGAUACUGAGAGCACUAUAGCGGUACAAAGCACAAAGCACGGCGCGGGAUGGAACUCGUGGACUCACUCUCGCAUCAACGGCGAUAGGAACCUCGCCAAGUUGCGCCCUAAUCGUCCGUUGGUACAAGAUGAAGACGACGAUGACGAUGACCCGGAUAUCAGUAAGUACAGCAUCAUCGAUGGGUUAAUUGUGCAUGAGGCAGACUUGGAAAGAUUGAGACUGACGCAAGAGCAAGACAGGCAGAAUCUUAUGAAAUCAAGAAAGAUGGGCGGUGGCGAUCGCGCACGUGUAGUGAGCGCGACUGAGAUACCAUAG